AAGUAGUAACUGAAAUCGAAUUCAUUUUCUUCUCUUCCUUUCUGGGAUUUCGAUUUUUCGUAUUUUUUUUUUGUUCUGUUCGUCAUGGUGAUGAUGAAGAAGCUUUUGUCGAACCGUUUGUUCAAUAUGUCAAAAACGGCGUCGCAAAGUCUCAUGAACUGUCGUACUUCGUCUUCUUCUUCGUUAGCCAUGCGAACUAGGGUUCCUAAAGAUAUAGGAGAAGCCACGAUUGAUCCAGAGCCUGGAGAUUUGACGAUUUCUCAGAGGUUUUUGAAUAAAUUCUCCAUGAAUGGGAUUGAUACGACUUCGAAGAUGUCUAUUGGGGAGAGUCUGAUGGAGAAGCUUAAAGAAAUGGAUAUGAACAAGGAUCGGAUUCGAUUAGACGGACUUUCUCAUCCGAAGGAGGAGACGUUAGGGCUUACUGUGCAAGACGUGAAGAAGUUGCUAAGAGCAGCAGAGAUCGAAGUUAUUAAAACGAAGCUGAUGGAGACAGGAAAAAUCUGGAUUCGUUACUCAGAUUUCUUAGGUGUUUGUAGUGAUUCUUCUUUGGAUCCUUCUCAAGGAGCUUUGAUCGCUAAGAUGCUUGAUGAUUCAGGAAACGUUAUCGUUAUGGGAAACUCUGUUUGUUUAAGACCUCAUCAGUUAACCAAAUCCAUAGAGGGGCUUCUUCCUUUAUCACAAAUCCAUAACCCGAAUGACCCAAGAAGAAAGGAGCUAAAUGAGCUUGAAGCUAUAAAGACGGUCAUUGACCAAAAAGCACAUUCUUUGGUGAGAAGAGAGCUUUGGGCUGGUUUGGGUUACUUGAUCAUCCAAACCGCAGGGUUUAUGAGGCUAACGUUUUGGGACCUGACAUGGGAUGUUAUGGAACCGAUCUGUUUCUAUGUCUCAUCGGUAUAUUUCAUGGCGGGUUACACAUUUUUCCUCAAGACAUCGAGAGAGCCUUCCUUUCAAGGUUUUUACCAAAGCAGGUUUGAGGCUAAACAAAGGAAACUGAUGCAAUCUGAGGAUUUUGAUGUUGGGAGGUAUGAUGAGCUGAAAAAGCUGUUUAAUCCCAAGCCUUCAGGUGCUGUUCCCAAGAUUCUUGGAUCUCUACAGAAUUGAUCAUUGGUGUCUCGUUGUCCUACUAACCUGAGAAAGAUAUAUUGACCCCCAAAAUUGUGUCAAACUAUAAUUUUUGAAUAUUUCAUAAUCUUUCUAGGAAAAUAGGAAAAAGACAAAAAAAAAAAAAAAAAGUUCUAUUAGUGCGGCUUAUGUAAUUUGGAAGAGUAGAUAAAAGAAUCGAUUGUGAUGUAGAUUUAUAAAUUUCAAGUCUGACUUUCUGAAUGUUAAAUGUUACAAUACUUCCAUGCAUAUGCAUAUGAGAUAUCAUUAC
Arabidopsis thaliana (thale cress) is the source of this 1372-nucleotide messenger RNA. RefSeq names its product calcium uniporter (DUF607). The transcript is spliced from 2 exons. Bases 85 to 1101 code for a protein of 338 amino acids. Lineage: Eukaryota; Viridiplantae; Streptophyta; Magnoliopsida; Brassicales; Brassicaceae. Gene Ontology annotation, cellular component: mitochondrial inner membrane. Gene Ontology annotation, biological process: mitochondrial calcium ion homeostasis. The record is from RefSeq and is marked reviewed.